AUGCCGGUGGUGAAAAUCCGACUACAACAGCAGAGAGGUUUAAGCCCUGAGCUCCUGAAGUACAAGGGCCUAUACAGUAUACACUGUGCCCGAAUGAUUGUUCGUGAAAACGGGAUUCGUGGUCUGUGGGCAGGGGCUGCCCCAACAGUUAUGCGAAAUGGGACGAACCAGGCGGCAAUGUUCACAGCCAAGAAUGCAUUUGAUAAUGGGAAUGUCCUUCAGCCAUGGCAGUCUAUGAUUUCGGGUUUCCUUGCAGGGACAGCUGGUCCUAUAUGCACUGGACCUUUCGACGUUGUGAAAACGAGGCUGAUGGCUCAAAGCCGAUCAGGGGGUGAUUUGAAGUACAGAGGACUGUUUCAUGCCAUCUCAACUAUAUACACCGUACCGAAGAAGGUAUACGUGCUUUGUGGAAGGGGUUACUUCCCCGGCUUAUGA
This is a messenger RNA of Ipomoea nil (Japanese morning glory), 435 nucleotides long. Its product is annotated as mitochondrial succinate-fumarate transporter 1-like. The record is from RefSeq and is a predicted model, not a curated record. The transcript is spliced from 2 exons. The coding region runs from base 1 to 435 and encodes 144 amino acids. Gene Ontology annotation, biological process: fumarate transport; succinate transport. Lineage: Eukaryota; Viridiplantae; Streptophyta; Magnoliopsida; Solanales; Convolvulaceae.